Molecule: messenger RNA, 2465 nt
Organism: Oncorhynchus keta (chum salmon)
Lineage: Eukaryota; Metazoa; Chordata; Actinopteri; Salmoniformes; Salmonidae
Product: putative beta-lactamase-like 1
Exons: 7
Coding region: 755-2458 (567 amino acids)
Source: RefSeq, a predicted model, not a curated record
UUAAUGAAUCAUAGCCAUGGAACACACAUUCUAUGCAAAGUUGUACUUUAUAGGAUGCAGCCCAUGUUUACAGUGUGUGUUGCGUGACUGUUAGCUAUGGGAAAUAGUGAGAGAAUUGUAUUCCUUCCUAGACUGUCUCAGUCAGUGUCCUCUGUUAACAUAUUAGUCCACUGGAGCGCUCUAACUUUGUGUGCCCAUGUGAUUUUCCUUGUCAACUCAAGGAACUGUCUCUCAACUUUCUCUCAACUUUCUGCUAAAGGUGCCUCAUAAGGCCAACAUGCCCUCCUCCUGUAUGGGUUGAGUAGACACCAUGUUUUUCAGAAGGGACUUGGUAGGUCCCAAAAGUGGUGCAAACGGGACUGAAGUGAACUGAUUUGUGGGGGAUUAGAGAUUAAGAUUUCCCCUCCCGCUGAGAUGGGCUUUAGUGGAGUAAAUCUGUGGAUUAUGAUGUCAGAGGCCCGUGGUUGUCGGAGAGGAAAUUUUAUUGUCAGAGGAGUGCCGAUGGCCAGGAUUAUGGAACGGUCAGUGAGGAGAUAUAGGAAUGGGAAGCCAUGUCUGUGCCAUACCCCUGUACAGUAAAACCUUCAGGGAAGAACAUCAACCACUAUUGGAAUUUGUGAGUUGUCUCUCCACGAUGCUGUUCAGAUGCUGAUUCAGUGAGAGAAAGAUAGCGUUAUUAUAUUUUGCCUGCCUUUUAAAGCAUCAAGUGCCUUCCCCGGCUGCUGCUAUAGAGGGGCUCACCAAGACCAAGAAGAUGAAGGUGAAGUGGACUCAGCUGGGCAUGGUGUUCUUCCUGUUGCUCUCUCUGGUCAUGACAGGAUGCUUCCUCUGGCAGUACCAGAUCCCAAAGUUACUGCCAAAUGAGAGCAUGGGAGGAAAUGCCAAAUCAGAACGGAUGUGCCCACGCUUCCCUGAGCCUCUCCCCCUUGAGCACCCUAUCCCUACUCUGAAAGAGGCACUGGAAAAGGUGGACACACUGCUGCGCCAAAUCAUCAAUCCUACUAGUCUUCCCUCUUUGUCGGCCAUUGUGAUUUUCAACAACACCGUUCUGUGGACUGGUAACUUUGGCAAGAGGAACAGAAGUGACCCACUCUCAGCUCCUCCCAAUGAGUACACCAUAUACAGGAUUGCCAGCCUUUCCAAGAUCUUCCCAACGCUGAUGCUAUACAGGCUGUGGGACGAUGGGAAGAUAACCUCUCUGGAUGACCCUCUGGAGAAAUAUGUGGAUAACUUCACCAUUAAAAACCCUCUGGGCAAGUCACGGGACUCUGAGCUCAAGUAUGUGACAGACGGCCUGAUCUUCCUGGAUAGUGGAGAGGUUCAGAUCCGCUCCUCCUCUGUCACUCUGCGCAGGAUGGCCAGCCAGCUCUCAGGUCUACCCAGAAGACUAAGAGCCACUAACCUGCUGUGGAAGGGGAAAACACAGGCUGCAGUGAAUCUGCUGCAAGAUGAUGUCCUUGUUGCAGACCCUGGCACCAAAUGCCACUACAGUAACCUAGCCUUUUCUUUACUGGCCCACGUCAUGGCUGAGAAGGUGGUGGGCCUGGACUACCAGCGCUGGAUCAAUGAUAACAUCCUGGACCGGCUGGGGAUGGAGGACACAGGCUUUGACUACACCCCAGGGAUCCAAAGCCAGAUGGCUGUGGGCGUCUACUCCAGUGGCCAGCCAGCCCCUCUGUAUGACCUGGGCUGGUACCGCCCCUCAGGCCAGAUGUUCUCCACUGCCGCUGACCUUGCCAAGCUGGCCAUGAUGCUGCUGGGGGCCUACCACCGCAAGCUCCUGGAGCCCGACACCCUGAAGAUCAUGCUGACCCCGCUGUACCGCUGUGAUAAGGACUACUUUGCCAACCGCACCGGGACGCCUUGGGAGGUGAAUGAGCAGCUGGGCUACGAGGUGCUGCGUAAAGACGGAGACCUGGAUGGCUACUCAGCCACCUUCUCACUGGUGCCCAGGCUCAAGCUGGGCCUGGUGGUGCUGAUGGCUGGCACCAGACCUCAGAACCAGGAGGUGGUGGCCAAGGCUUACAGUCACAUCAUACCCGCCAUGGAGAGGGUGUUCCGGGAGGCCAAAAAGAUCCUCAUCCCUCCCCCUAUUCCAGACCCUUACAUAGGCUUCUUCACUUAUGGAAACAUCACCUUCUAUGAGAUCAAAGCUGGGGCAGACGGUGUUCUGAUCAUGCAGCAGUUUGGUCCCCAGAUUGAGGACCUGAUCCCAGAGAGAUAUCGGACAAUCAAGCUGAACUACCUGGUAGACAGGGUGUUCAGGGUGGUGUUUGAGAAGGAGUACCCCUGUGUUUUGCGGGUCAGCACUGCUUCAGUCUCACUUGAGGCCCAAGAUGGGCAGCUCUUUAACUUUUAUGUGUUUGACAAGCGUGGUCUGUCCCCUGGCUUCGAUGCACCAGGACUGAAUACAUACAAUGUGAUCCGGAUAGCCCGUAGGCCGACUUUCUCAAACUAACUGAACU